Abrus precatorius (Indian licorice) is the source of this 2959-nucleotide messenger RNA. RefSeq lists its product as uncharacterized. Gene Ontology annotation, biological process: negative regulation of DNA-templated transcription. The transcript is spliced from 4 exons. The record is from RefSeq and is a predicted model, not a curated record. NCBI's taxonomy places the organism in Eukaryota, Viridiplantae, Streptophyta, Magnoliopsida, Fabales, Fabaceae. The coding region runs from base 425 to 2548 and encodes 707 amino acids.
CUAACUGACUCUGCAGUUAGCACAUCCAAGAAACCCGACCCUCAACCCGAUUCCGAUCCGAUUAGGGUUUUCGGAUCCUCUCGCUUCUCUCGGGCACCUCCGGUUCCGAUAUCCUGUCUUGGCUCGAGAUCCGAGCCAAGAACGGGACAAUUCAAUAAAGAUUUCCAUUUUUAUCACUCUCUUCAGGUUCAUAUUUUUUUCUUCUUCUCUCUUUCUUUUUGGUUCUCUUUUCCUGUCUGUGUUUUAAUUUCGAGAAUGAAGGACAAUGUAAUAGUGAUGUUACGAAGUAGAGCAGAACAGUGCACGCGCGUGCUACUGUUGAGUGAUGCAGAGCAUGCUUGGAAAAUCAAGUAAAUAAUGUUUGUAGUUGAGUUUGGUUGGCUUUCUUUUUCUUUUCUUUUUUUAAUUCAAAUUUUGGGCUUAAAUGGCAUCAAGCGAGGGUUUUCUGACCGAUGGACAGAGGGAAAUUCUGAAGCAAGCGAGUCAGAAUGUGGAGAAUUUGUCUUCGUCGCCGAAAUCUCCAUCCACCUUGCUUGCUGAACAUCAUCAUCAUCAUCAUGUGGGAGGUCCUUCUGGGGGUAGUAAGGCACAAACUGCCGGGCAUGCUGUUAGGCAUGUACGCCGAUCGCACUCGGGAAAGUUUGUGCGGGUGAAGAAGGAUGGUGCGGGUGGUAAGGGAACUUGGGGAAAAUUGCUUGAUACAGAUGGUGAAUCCCGUAUAGACAGAAAUGAUCCAAACUAUGACAGUGGCGAGGAACCUUAUCAACUGGUUGGAUCUACCAUUACUGACCCUUUAGAUGAAUUCAAGAAAGCCAUGGUGUCCAUCAUAGAGGAAUAUUUCAGUACUGGGGAUGUGGACUUGGCUGCAUCUGAAAUCAGAGAACUUGGGUCAAAUGAAUAUCAUUCGUAUGUCAUUAAGCGUCUAGUGUCCAUGGCCAUGGAUAGGCAUGAUAGAGAGAAAGAAAUGGCUUCGGUCCUGCUUUCAGCUUUGUAUGCUGAUGUCAUCAGCUCUGCACAAAUGAGGGAUGGGUUUUUCAUGCUUAUUGAAUCUGCUGAUGACCUUGCAGUGGACAUACUGGAUGCAGUUGACAUUCUUGCUCUAUUUCUGGCACGUGCUGUUGUUGAUGACAUCCUUCCUCCAGCAUUUCUUGCCAGGGCCAAGAAGGCUCUCCCAGAAUCUUCCAAGGGAGUUCAAGUAAUCCAUAUUGCUGAGAAAAGUUAUCUCUCAGCUCCGCACCAUGCAGAACUUGUGGAGAGGCGAUGGGGUGGUAGCACUCACAUCACUGUUGAAGAUGUGAAGAAGAGGAUUGCUGAUUUACUAAGAGAAUACGUGGAUAGUGGUGACAUAUUUGAAGCCUCUAGGUGCAUACGUGAAUUGGGAGUUUCGUUCUUCCAUCAUGAGGUUGUGAAGAGGGCUUUGGUACUUGCCAUGGAGAUCCGUUCGGCAGAACCUCAAAUGUUGAAGCUAUUAAAAGAAACAGCAGAAGAAGGACUCAUUAGUUCCAGCCAAAUGGUGAAAGGGUUUUCUCGUUUAGAAGAAGUCCUAGAUGAUCUUGCCCUUGAUAUUCCAUCAGCCAAAACCUUGUUUCAGUCAUUGGUACCCAAGGCAAUAUCAGAAGGAUGGCUUGAUGCUUCUUUUUUUAAACCCUCUGGUGAAGAUGGGGAUAUUCUAGUUGAAGAUGAAAAGGUGAGGAAGUACAAAAAAGAGGUUGUAAUUAUCAUUCAUGAAUAUUUUCUCUCAGAUGACAUUCCUGAACUCAUUCGAAGUCUUGAAGAUCUUGGUGCACCUGAGUACAACCCAGUAUUUUUGAAGAAGCUAAUAACUCUUGCUAUGGACAGAAAGAACAGGGAAAAGGAAAUGGCAUCCGUACUGCUAUCUGCUCUUCAUAUAGAAAUCUUCUCAACUCAAGAUAUAGUUAAUGGUUUUGUCAUGCUUCUGGAAAGUGCAGAAGAUACAGCACUGGAUAUAUUGGAUGCUUCGAAUGAGCUUGCUCUUUUUGUAUCCAGAGCUGUGAUUGAUGACGUAUUGGCUCCUCUGAAUUUAGAGGAAAUUGGUAGGAGGUUGCCCCCAAAAUGCAGUGGGAGUGAAACUGUGUGGAUGGCUCGGUCACUCAUUGUUGCUCGUCAUGCCGGUGAGAGGCUAUUGAGAUGUUGGGGUGGUGGGACUGGAUGGGCUGUUGAAGAUGCUAAGGACAAGAUUAUGAGGCUCUUGGAGGAGUAUGAGAGUGGAGGUGUUGUGAGUGAAGCAUGCCGGUGUAUUCGUGACCUAGGAAUGCCUUUCUUUAAUCAUGAGGUUGUGAAGAAAGCUCUGGUUAUGGCCAUGGAGAAGAAGAAUGAUAGGAUGUUGGAUCUGCUGCAGGAAUGCUUUAGUGAGGGUCUGAUCACCAUCAAUCAGAUGACCAAAGGGUUCACCCGAAUCAAGGAUGGCCUUGAUGAUCUUGCUCUGGACAUUCCAAAUGCCAAGGAAAAAUUCAGCUUCUAUUUGGAGCAUGCCCUGAGGAAGGACUGGCUCCUCCCAUCAUUGGAUUCCACUGUCACAGAUGUCUAACUGCCCCAGGCUGGAGCUUCUUGAGGACAUAUAUUUUCAUUGUUUCCCUUGUAUAUGUUGUUUUCCUUUAGCUCCUGCUGAAUGUGGAUAUGUAUGGGAUGGUUGGACUUCUGGUGACCCUUUGAAUAUGUUUUUCUUUUCCUCAUUUUUUUCUUUUCUUUCAGAAUUAUAUUGCCGACGAAGAUUCCUGGGAAUCUCUGUAGGGUUGUGUAAAGUUGGCCGUAUAUUUUGUUGGCAGCUUUUUAGAACGAUAUAGCAUCAAGAGUUAUGAGAGGAAUCGUAUCUUAAUAUACUAUAAAAGAGAGUUGAUAGAUAGUGGGAUUAUAAAGGUGGCAACAUAUGAUGUAAAUAGUUUCCCUCCAAAAAUCCAUCCUCUUUCAUUAACCAAUCACGUAAUUUUAUUUUCAUUUU